Molecule: messenger RNA, 831 nt
Organism: Acanthosepion pharaonis
Lineage: Eukaryota; Metazoa; Mollusca; Cephalopoda; Sepiida; Sepiidae
Source: the annotation of a GenBank genome assembly
AUGAACAGAGGAGGUAACAGAGAGGAGGUUAUAGAAGAAUUUAAUCGUUAUGAGAAAUCAGUCGACAGCAGUUCGACACCGACCAAACACCUCUACAACCCCAAGGCGAUCAAAUCCUUUAUUUGUCAACCUCUCCAUCCACCACGUUUGUUUUUCUUCGAGUUUAUAUUUGUCUGCUUUCAUUUUUCCUUCUUUCUUUUUUUUCUGUUUUGCCCUCUCUUCUUGCUUACUUUCUUUAUUUUGCCUGUUUUAUCUUCUUUCUUUGUUUUACCUUCUUCUUUCGUUCAUUCUUUAUUUAUUUCUUUUGUCUCUUUUGUCUUUUCUGUUCUCUUUUGUCCUCUUCCUUUUUCUUUUGUUUUAACUUCUUUUCUCUUUUUUACCUCAUUCUUCUUUUUUUGUUUUCUACCACUUUUUUUAAAUGUUUUAUCUACUUCUUCAUUUCACAUUUAUCUACUUAUUUUUCUUCUUUUCUGUUUUACCUACUUUUUCUUCUUCUCCAUUUAUUCUGUUUUAUCUAAUUCUUCUUCCUCGAUUCUGUUUACCCAUUGCUUCUUCUUUUCUGUUUUACCUAAAUUUUCAUCUUCUCACUCUAUUCUGUUUUACCUCCUUCUUUUUCAUCUUCCUUCUCUUUUCUGUUUUGCCUACUUCGUCUUUUCUGUUUUCUUUUUCUUCUUCCUAUAUUUGUUUUUUUUUCUCCUCCUCCUACUUCUAUUCUGUUUUACCUUCUUCUUACCUUCAUUUCUUGUUGUUGUUGUUGCUGUCGUUUUUCUUCUUCUUCUUCUCUUCCUCCUCCUCCCUGCAUUCUGUUUUAUCUACUUCUUUUGUUUUUAA